AGUCUUAAGGUCAGCAUGUAAGCUGCAAAGCAUGCAGUAGUGACUAUAGACUAUAGUCUAUACCGAGUUUAAUCUAAAGUAGCGAGAUCUUUUAUCUAUGGGUGCACUGAGCUAGCUCCGCAGAAUCAGGUAGACCUAGAUCUAUAUUCUAUAGCUAGCUGGCCGGCCAUGAGCAAGAGAAGGAUAAGUGUGAAGCCUAAGUCUCAAUCUAUCUCCUACUUUGAAGUAUCUCCUUCAAAACGUCGUGCUGUGCAUAAAAAGUCUCUCUCUUUGUCUGCUGUGCCAGAAUCCUCUUCUGUUAAUUCUUCCAGCAGUACUAGGUUCCUCUCCAGUGAUAAAAAUGAAGCUGAAGAAGUAGAUGUACAUGGAGCGAGCAGGCCUACUGAUGUUAUCAGUGGCGACUCUCCAGAUGUAUUAAUCAGUAGUGAGUGGCAUGAUCAUGAUCCAGAGAGCUCGGGGCAGGAUGACACCACUUUUCCAGACAUGGUGAGCUCAAGUGCUUAUGAGAAGCGACAGCAGAAGGCUGCUGACAACUGGGCUGAAGUGCGUGUCCAGUUGCUACGUGCCAGUGUAGAAACCGGAAUUCCUUCCCCUUGUUCUGUGUGUGCCGAGUGUGAAGAACCCACUGUUGCAAUUUGCCGGGAUUGUGGACCACAGGCAUACUACUGUGCCAACCAUGUGGACUCAGUACACUCUCUGACAAAUAUUUUUCAUCGACCUUUUCUCUGGAAAAAUGGAAUGCUUCACCCAUACUAUUUCAAGCAGUCGAGAACCUUUCCAGCACUUCAUUGUUGCUGUACAACUUACAUAAAAGAAGUUGUUUGUCUUGAUCCUAAAGGUUUCCAGCAUUGUGUGUGCGUAACCUUCUGCAAGUGUGAGCCUGAGGCUGUUACUCUUGUGCGGCAUAACAUGUGGCCAGCGACACCAGCAACUCCCACCCUAGCAUUUCAUCAGGAUCUGCUACUAUGGAUGGAGUCACUUUUGCUGGAAGGGUGUAUUGGUGUCGAUGCUUUUUGUCGUUCUCUUGAAUAUAAAAUUGGAAGAGAUAUCAGCAAACAACUCCGGAAGAUCUAUCCUGUCAUGAUUGAUGCAUUUGAAGAAUAUAGGUUCAACAGAUAUCAACUCGACUGUCUUCUAUUUUUGUCUCCUGACUUGAACACUACAGCUAUCUGCCCUGCCUGUCCUCAGAGCAAUGGAACUCAAAUUAUAUCCAUGGAUGGUGUAUUUGGACUAUGUCGGAAAAAGUCUGCUGGUGUUAGUGUUCGACCACCACUCUUCUCUGGUGUAUUCUUUGAGGAACAGCAAGCAGUAGAUGAGUUUGUUGCUGAUUAUGAUACAUUUGGCCAGAUAAUCGACAAGGGGUGUCAUGAGUUCCUCGCUGGAGACACUUUGCGCUCCAAAUCAAGGUACGCAGCUCUAGAUGAAACUGCUGUGUUUGGAAGCUCUGUCGUCAUGACUUUCCCCAGAGAUUUCUGAAUAUAAAGCAUGGA
Molecule: messenger RNA, 1490 nt
Organism: Halichondria panicea
Lineage: Eukaryota; Metazoa; Porifera; Demospongiae; Suberitida; Halichondriidae
Exons: 7
Coding region: 169-1476 (435 amino acids)
Source: RefSeq, a predicted model, not a curated record